This is a messenger RNA of Colletotrichum karsti, 1791 nucleotides long. RefSeq names its product allantoate permease. Gene Ontology annotation, cellular component: membrane. Lineage: Eukaryota; Fungi; Ascomycota; Sordariomycetes; Glomerellales; Glomerellaceae. The record is from RefSeq and is a predicted model, not a curated record. Gene Ontology annotation, molecular function: transmembrane transporter activity. The coding region runs from base 1 to 1791 and encodes 596 amino acids. The transcript has 5 exons. Gene Ontology annotation, biological process: transmembrane transport.
AUGGCAUUCUUAACUCGACUCUCCAUCCCGCAAUUCUCCUGGACGAGUUGGACUCGGCCCAACUCUGAACUCGAGCCCUUGCUACAUGAAGAAACUUCUGGUCACAGCAGAGACUACGACGACGACGACGAUACCGGCAUCAUGGCGACCAACGACGACCAGAACAAGCCUCCUGUGGACCAGGUUGAGAACGCCCGGCCGGCCGAUGCCAACCAUCGCCGCGAUGCCGCCGCUGACCUUCUCGGCAAGUCCGGCACCUCGCCGGAGCACCGCGUCGUUGUCACGGCCGAGGAUGACAAGAAUGUGCUGAGGAGGAUCGACUUGGUCAUCCUUCCUCUGAUGCUUUUUGUGUACUUCCUCCAGGGAAUCGACAAGUCUACUCUCGCCUAUGCCUCCGUCUUUGGUCUCAUCAAGGACACCAACCUCGUUGGUGACCAGUACUCAUGGCUCGGGUCCGUGGUCUACCUCGCUCAGCUGGUGAUGCAGUUCCCGCUCGCCUGGUUGUUGGUCAAGUUGCCCAUCGGCAAGUUCACUAGUUGCAUGGUCGCCUUCUGGGGAGUUACUCUGUCGUGCAUGGCUGCCGCGCACAACUUUGGCGGACUCCUGGCUGCACGCGCCUUUCUCGGAGCCUUUGAGUCUUCGGUGGCACCUGCCUUCGUCGCCAUCACGCAGAUGUGGUGGCGUCGUCGUGAGCAGACUCUGAGAAUCAGCUACUGGUAUGCCAUGAACGGCUUCACCAACAUGUUCGGUAGUCUCAUCACCUAUGGCCUCGGUCACAUCUCCUCUCCCUUGAAGGAAUACCAGAUCAUCUUCAUGUUCUUCGGUAUCAUCACCGUCGUCUUCUCUUUCGUCAUGUUCCUUUUCAUGCCCGACUCUCCCGUGGAGGCCAAGUUCCUCAACGACCAUCAGAAGGUCAUCGCCAUCGAGCGUCUGCGCAUGAACCAGCAGGGUGUCAUGUCGCGUGAGUGGAGAUGGGAUCAUCUUUGGGAGAGUUUGAAGGAUGUCAAGACCUGGAUCUGGUUUUCUCUGGUCUUCUCCAUCUCCAUUCCUUCCGGCGGUAUCUCGACUUUUGGUCCCUUGAUCGUCCAGUCCUUCGGCUUCGAUUCCUUCCAGACGAUUCUCUUCAACAUCCCCUUCGGAUUCGUCCAGCUUGUCUCCACUGUCGGCGGCUCCUGGAUUGCGACCAAGUUCCACAAGAAGGGACCCGUCAUCGUUGGUCUUUGCAUACCACCCAUCAUCGGAUGCGUAAUGCUUAUGGUCCUUCCUAACAGCGCCAGUAAGCGGGCUGCGCGCUUGGUUGGAUACUACCUCAUCUCCGUCUACCCAGGAAUCACGCCCCUCAUCUACUCCUGGUCUGCCGCCAACACCGCUGGAGACACCAAGCGAAAGUGCACCUCAGCAGCCCUCUUCAUCGGCCAGUCCGUGGGAAACGUCAUCGGUCCCCUCCUCUACAAGCCAUCCGAAGCGCCAAAGUAUACUCGCGGUCUGACCUCAAACCUUGCCCUCUACUGCGUCAUCAUCGUUCUCGUCGGCCUCGCUAGCGUCUACCUCGCAUGGCUUAACAAGUCGCACAGCAAGCGCCGUGUGGCAAUGGGCAAGAGCGCAGUCAUCAUUGACACCAGUCUGUUCUCUGCGGAGGAGGCUGAGAGGAUGCAGCAGGCGGGUCAGCCGGCUGGCGGAGAUGGCCAUGAGAUGGCGGCGCCUGGAGAGGAUGGCGCCGGCGAUGUUGGAGCGAGGGCUUUUGACAACUUGACUGACCUGCAGAACGAAGAGUUCGUUUUCGUGUUCUGA